AUGACGUCAUCAUCGGGCGGUGGAAGAUAUAUGUCGUACUCGCCGUCGCCGUCGGCACCUCACUCUCCCCACCUUUCCGGCCUUCGCUCCGCCUCAUCCGCAGCUCUCGUCGCCGCCGAGCAAGAAAAGUAUGUCGCGAGAUCUGUUCUUAAUUUAUCGAUUGCCUAG
Prunus armeniaca (apricot) is the source of this 168-nucleotide messenger RNA. The record is from the annotation of a GenBank genome assembly. NCBI's taxonomy places the organism in Eukaryota, Viridiplantae, Streptophyta, Magnoliopsida, Rosales, Rosaceae.